Molecule: messenger RNA, 2037 nt
Organism: Rotaria sp. Silwood1
Lineage: Eukaryota; Metazoa; Rotifera; Eurotatoria; Philodinida; Philodinidae
Source: the annotation of a GenBank genome assembly
UGUCCAGUAUUGACCGACUCGUUCCUCCUUCUGGACGUUCAGUGUGCCUUUGAUUUGCUCGAGGAAAAUCUUGUUGACAUUCGUAUGUUUUUGUAGUCCAUAUUAACCAAUAAUGUCUUAGAUAUUCUCUUUGCAUUCCUUUACAAAAAUCUAUUAAUAAAUCGAAAGUACAAGAAGAUUGACUGGAAUAAGUCAUCGAGUUAGAUUGCUAAAGAUAGUUCAUUAUCAUCAUCAUUCAUUAAUCCUUUUCAAUAAAUAAAUCUCUGAGUUUUUUUUAAAGUUUUUAUUAGUCUGAUGUUCGUUAUGAGUCAAAUUAAAUUUCAUCUGUGAAAUAAACAAAAUUAGAAAAUCAUUUGGCAAUUUUUCCUCAGAAAGGAAUGAAAAACUUAUCGGAUAAAUAUGCUAUGCAUUUCAAAACUCAUUUUUUUUAUUGGAAUUUCAAAUUCAAAGAUCAGACGAUCGUUGUUGUCAUUGAAUAGUACGACUUAUGAGAAUCAUAUAAAAGGAAAAGAGACAUCUGAUUAAUGUUUUACCUCUUAUGUGACUUGUUUAUCUAUGUGUCGAUUCAACUAAUGCGUAUACAACGCUGUUGACAUGGUCGAAUCAUUAGAAAUAAUAAAAAAUAAAAAAAAGAAUAUAAAACAUCUUUCCCAUCAAAACAAUGAUAAAUUAAUUUAUUUUGCAUGUUUUCAGAAAAUGUCUUCACAGUUGAAACAAAUAACUUCAGAGUAAAAUGAACAAAUCUUAGUACUUGGUUCAAACAAUCAAAAUACUGAUUUAAAAUCAUUUCCACAUCCAUUUCGUAGUGGUAAUUAUGGUGAAGGAAGUGAACCGAAAACAUUAAUUGAAUUACAAAUGAUGGAUUAUGAUUCAAUACGAGAUCAAUCAAUGGAAAUGUCUGUUGUUGAUGGUGUUUGGCAAAGUGAUGAAUUAAUAUCUCAAGAUAUUAAGCAAUCAUUAAUUUCAUAUGUAAUUAUUUUAGAAAAUGUACCAGAAAAUGAACAAGAUUGGCAUCCAGGAACAAAUAAACAAAUAUUAGAUUUAGUUCAUCCAUCUUUAUUUUGUUUUGUUAAUCAAAUAACAAGAGUUAUCAAUGAUAAAAAUCAUUUUAUUAAUGUUGAUAAUGCUCUUGAACAUAUUGAUUAUACUCGAUCAAAUGUUUAUCAAUGGAUUCCAACUGAAUUCAAUAUUUCUCAAGAUGGUAAAGUUAAAAUUGAAUCAUAUAUCAAUAAUUUACAUCCAAUUCAACAUAAAAACUUAUAUCAAAUCAUUGAAAAUAUUUUUCAAUGUUUUAUACCUUUAUUUAAUACAGUUUUGACUGAUUUAAUUUAUAAUCAAAAUAUACCAAAUCAAAUUAUUGUUGAUCCUUAUCAACGGUAUGCUGAUGAAUCCUCAUCUGAUAAUCAGGAUGAUGAUGAUGAUAAUAAUCAUCAUCGUCGAACAAUUAUACAACCUGAUGUUGAAGAAUUUCAAAUACCAUUAUCAACAAAUUCAAAUAUUAAUUUAUGUGGAAGAAAAUUACAAAUUAUUGUUAAAUUAGCAAAUAUAAUUUUAACACCUUCAAAUCCAAAAUAUCCUGGUGAUGAUCAUUAUGGUGUCAAUAGUGUUUAUGGUUUACAAGAUGAACAACCUUUAAAUCAAUCAUUAGGUAAAAUAAUUACUCAAGAAAAUCGUUGUAUUGUUUUUCCAAAUAUUUAUCAACAUUGUGUUGCACCUUUUCAAUUGAAAGAUUCAACUCAGCCAGGUCAAAGAAAAAUUUUAGUCUUUUUCUUAGUUGACCCAACGAUUCGAAUUUUAUCAACUGCUCAUAUUCCACCACAACAAUCUCAUUGGUAUAUUGAUUUGAUGCGUUCUACUUCUCCAUUUAAUCGAUUACCAUCAUUAGUCAUCAAUAAAAUUAUGAGUUAUAUUGAUUUUCCUAUGACAAUGAAUCAAGCAAAACAACAUCGUGAUAAAUUAAUGGAUGAAAGAAAAUAUUUUAUUUCACAAAAUAAUCAUUUACUCUUUGAAAGACCUUUUUCAUUAUGUGAACAUUGA